UGUUUGAUUCAAGUUUGGACAUUUUUGCAUAUCCUCAGUACAGCAGGAUGUCUGUGGAAUUAUUCUGAGCACUAGAAGUGUAAAAUGCACAUCAAGACAAGCCUACAUUGGCGUGCAUUCAUUUAGCAGAUGCUUUAAUCAUGCCACAAUCCAAAGUUUCAAAAUGGCUCUGAAAAGAGCUAGAACAGAGACGAGACCGUAAAACUAUAGCCAAAGAGUAAUUUAAGGUCGUGCACUGACAAUUGCAAUUUGUGCAUUGAAAUUCAAGCUUGUAGCCCAGCUGGCCAAGAUGGUUUGGAACCUAAAUGCAACUACAAGUUUAAGAUUUAUUUUCCAGCAAACACAAAACGUUUCUCAAAAAUUAGUACAGUAUGUGGUCCCCUUUUGAUGUGCAUUAAAACAAUUUGCAUUUGCGCAAGUGCAUUAACAAUUGUAAGUCAAAUGCAUCUUUAGGUGUUUCUGAUUCCAGCAUGGCGGUCCAGUGUUGGUGGAAGUCGAGCGAUUCUCAGUUCACUAACAGUGGAUUCGUGGUUGGAAGUGAUGCCUGGCGUUCCAUGUGAACGCGCACAAUGCCCUCGUUUCCCAAAUGUUCAGAUUGGUUGCUGAAGUGUCGGAGGAUAUCACGUCUAACACAUAACACGACCUUUAAUUAGAAACUUGCCAGGUUUUUUUUCUCUCUUUCCCAUCCCCGGAGGCAAACACCUCUCUCUCGCUCUCCCUCUCUCUGCAGCAUUAAUAAACAUCCUUGUAUCCUGCCCUCGGGCUGCACCAGUGAAAAGAUGCAAACAUACUUCAUUAGAGCUGUGGCAAUAAUUUGUAAGCUAAAUAUGCGAUGGGGCAGAUGAGAAAACGAUCUGAUAAGACUCGCACAGACGCUCAAGGUGGGAGAGACGCUAAGGCACCGUGAAGGCACAUCAGCAGCAUCAUUUCUCCAUGGCUUUCCCAUUUGUCUGCUUCCAGGAAGGGAGAAGCAUGUCACGCCUGUCUCUGACCCGGUCUCCGGUCUCUCCUCUGGCCACGCAGGGGAUUCCACUGCCGGCUCAGCUCACCAAAGCCAACGCGCCCGUUCACAUCGACGUGGGUGGCCACAUGUACACCAGCAGCCUGGCGACCCUCACCAAAUACCCAGACUCACGGAUCAGCCGGCUGUUUAACGGAACCGAGCCCAUCGUUCUGGACAGUUUAAAGCAGCAUUACUUCAUUGACAGGGACGGAGAGAUUUUCCGCUAUAUUCUCAGUUUCCUGCGAACCUGCAAACUGCUGCUGCCGGAUGACUUUAAGGACUUCCUUCUCCUGUACGAGGAGGCGCGUUAUUACCAGCUGAUGCCCAUGAUCAAGGAGCUGGAGCGGUGGAAGCAGGAGCGGGAGCAGAGGCGUCUGGCGCAGCCCUGCGACUGCCUGGUGGUCCGCGUGACCCCUGACCUCGGCGAGCGGAUAGCCCUCAGCGGGGAGAAGGUGCUCAUCGAGGAGAUCUUCCCCGAGACCGGUGACGUCAUGUGUAACUCAGUCAACGCUGGCUGGAACCAGGACCCGACCCAUGUCAUCCGCUUCCCCCUGAACGGCUACUGCAGACUGAACUCGGUGCAGGUGUUGGAGCGUCUCUUCCAGAAGGGUUUCAGCGUGGCUGCGUCCUGCGGCGGCGGUGUGGACUCGUCUCAGUUCAGCGAGUAUGUUCUGUGUCGCGAGGACAGGAGGAGUCAGUCCACAAACACGCCCAUCAGGAUAAAGCAGGAGCCGCUGGACUAGAGACACAAGCUCAGGCCCUCGGCCCCUCGACACACACACACACACACUCUCAGCGUUUAUAUGGGGAAUGUAAUCAAACUGCACCAGAAACCCAAAGAACUCCAGCAGGAUAUGAGCCCCGCCCUGUUCCACCCAAACCACCAAUCAGAGGACGUCCUCACGCAUACGGAACGCAGGCUCCGCCCCUCUGCCGGUGCAGUGUGUGUGUCUCCUUAUCUCGUGACGGUUGCGGCACAGUGCUCACGAACAA
Messenger RNA from Sinocyclocheilus anshuiensis, 1996 nucleotides. RefSeq names its product potassium channel tetramerization domain containing 15b (gene kctd15b). Lineage: Eukaryota; Metazoa; Chordata; Actinopteri; Cypriniformes; Cyprinidae. The record is from RefSeq and is a predicted model, not a curated record. The transcript has 4 exons. The coding region runs from base 934 to 1746 and encodes 270 amino acids. Gene Ontology annotation, molecular function: protein binding. Gene Ontology annotation, biological process: protein homooligomerization.